This is a messenger RNA of Ctenocephalides felis (cat flea), 1814 nucleotides long. RefSeq names its product E3 ubiquitin-protein ligase RNF13-like. Gene Ontology annotation, cellular component: nucleoplasm; cytoplasm. Lineage: Eukaryota; Metazoa; Arthropoda; Insecta; Siphonaptera; Pulicidae. The record is from RefSeq and is a predicted model, not a curated record. The transcript is spliced from 6 exons. The coding region runs from base 346 to 1698 and encodes 450 amino acids.
UUUAGCAUGUACGUAUCUGAGAAAAUUUUGAUCGAAUAUUGUGACUGUGUACAGAAUAUGUGAUAUUAAAACGUUUUAAAUAUGUACAGAAAUACUAAAGUGCGAUCAAAAAUAAUCGAGUUUAUAUAAUGUCAUAUUGCGCAUAUUUUUGCUAUAGUGCAACUCAUACUUUGGACAUAUUCUUCUAUGUGACCAAAAAUGCGUCUCGUGUUGGGCGCAUUUAUAUAGAUUUUUGCUCCAAGUUAUAGUCUGAUGGACCAAAUUAUUAUAUUAUAAAUGACUUCGAAAUUUCAAAUGAUACUUUAAUAUCAAAAUUAUAUUAGUGGACCUACUUAGCAUUAGUCUAUGAUGGCUAUAAAACAGUGUGUUUUAUUGUUACUAUGUUUUGGAUAUGUGCAUAUGGAUGUGCUUGUUUACACGCAAAAGCCAUUGCACCAGAUUGUUGAAGAGUUUCGUUGUAUGCCUGCUCACUUUGGGGAUAGUCUUCCCACAAAUGGCUUGAGAGGCUUUGCAACCCACGCUAGUCCAGCAGAUGGGUGCUCUCCAAUGCGUAGGCCUCCAAAUGUAACUGAUAAUUUUACUGGAAAGUGGAUAGUAUUAGUAGCAAGAUAUAAUUGUUCAUUUGAAGAUAAGGUGAGAAAUGCUCAGAAUGCAAAUUACGAUGCUGUAAUUGUUUAUAAUAUUAAUAGCAGUGAUUUAGAGCCAAUGUCGGCUAAGAAUCCAGUAGGAAUCCGGAUCCCAUCAGUGUUUGUUGGUGAAGAAACAGGACGUAUCAUAAUUUACAAUUAUGAAUAUGAGGAGAACUAUUUUCUUAUCAUAAAUUCUGACUUGCCAUUUAACAUUAACACACACUUAUUGCUUCCAUUUGCAAUAGUGGUUGGUUUGUGUUUUUUGAUUAUGGUAGCAUUUAUGAUAGUAAAAUGUGUAAGAGAAAGAAGACGAUUGCGUCGUCAUAGAUUACCUUCUAGUGCACUUAAGAGAAUUCCAACAUGUAAAUUUACGAAAGGCGAUGCAUAUGAAACUUGUGCUAUUUGCUUAGAUGAUUAUAUUGAAGGGGAGAAAUUGAGGAUACUGCCUUGUUCUCAUGCAUAUCACUGCAAAUGCAUUGAUCCAUGGUUAACCAAGAAUCGGAGAGUAUGCCCAGUUUGUAAACGAAAAGUUUUCGGCCGUAACGAAACCCGCACACGUUCCGGCAGCUCCUCCGAGAGUGAUGCUGAUGACACCACCCCACUGUUAAAUCCAGUAGCUAAUAAUCAUGGAACAUUCACCGAAGGUGUUCAUAAUAUGUUUCGCCGGUCAGCCUCAGAAUCAGCCCUCUCUAGUCGACCAUCUUCUGAUUUAGGGGAAUCAAGUUAUAAUAGAAAUUAUCCGCGUGGGGAAAAUAAUGAUGAUAAUAGAUUAGCUAAUGUUACUUCAGAUGGCAUAAGAAAUAGUGGCGAUAGUCCGUCAUACCAAUCAGCAGAUGGGGACAAAGAUUCUCAUUGCAGUAUCCCCAUGCUACACAGUAACAAUGUUAUGAAUCCUUAUCUAAGCGGCUCCUUCGCCGAAUCCGAUUCAUUUCUCAUGCAGGAACAGAAUCCAAAUAAUUUAUCUAAUGCCCAAAGUCAUCACUCUUUAAACUCGGGUCGAGUUGAAGUGGUAGCAUUGCCAAAUAAUAAUUUCAAUCAUUCGAGAGACAACGAUGAUUUUAUUAUAUAAAGUAUCUCAAAGUUUUCUAAAGAGACUAUGAAGUUUUAUUUGUGAUUGAAUCUAACAUAAGUGAUUGUAUAUAUACUAUAAAAUAGGAUAUGUGGAAAAUAAAUAUUAUAAAUGUA